Cryptotermes secundus is the source of this 3444-nucleotide messenger RNA. It is a transcript of the gene Usf, whose product is annotated as upstream stimulatory factor 2. The coding region runs from base 197 to 1099 and encodes 300 amino acids. Gene Ontology annotation, biological process: regulation of transcription by RNA polymerase II. The record is from RefSeq and is a predicted model, not a curated record. Gene Ontology annotation, molecular function: DNA-binding transcription factor activity, RNA polymerase II-specific; protein dimerization activity; RNA polymerase II cis-regulatory region sequence-specific DNA binding. The transcript is spliced from 6 exons. Lineage: Eukaryota; Metazoa; Arthropoda; Insecta; Blattodea; Kalotermitidae.
UCGCAUUUGCAUGAUGACUGCGAUUAGUAUCAGCAAUUCGAGAGGGGGUAGGUGUGUGGAGACUUGUAAUCAGUACGAGCCUGAUGUAUUAUUAUUCAAUGCGUGCUGCUUCCAAAGUUUUGGCAGGAGUGUUAAAAAUAGGAAGUGGCGGCUGCAUAGAUUUUGAAUUCAUAUACACAUACUUCUGUACCGAAUUAUGUCAGAAAAAGUUGCGUACCACAUCGAUACUGACGGAAAGCUGUGUUCCAGCCAGGACAAAGACGGGGAGGCAAGUGACGGGUCCUGCCUGGGCACUGACAAGGAGAUCAUCACAGCGCAAAGUCUGACCAUUGUGGAGGAAGAUGGGUCCUUGGGUUCAGGCGAGGAUCAAGCAGCAGUGGCGGAACUGGCGCACACACAGGGAUUGCUGGAUGCUGGCGAUGAUGAUGUGCAGUACCAGUUUCGUUCUGGAGAGGGCGGGACGGUAACAUACAGAGUCGUGCAAGUGGGAGGUGGAGGUGAUGCAGUGGAUCCCCUACCACAGAUUGUGUCUACGUCUCCUGGUUUUUCGACCGGAUCAGCUGGGGUGCAGCAAGGUGUACAAGCAGUCCUUACAAGCCCUAUUAAUGGCCAGUUCUAUGUGAUUGGCUCACCACAAGAUGUGUUCGGUACACAGAAUCCUCGCUCACUAGCACCCAGAGCAGGCAUUCAAAUUGAAACAUCCAGGGGAGGUAUCUCCGUAAGUGGGAGGGAUGACAGGCGACGUGCCACACACAAUGAGGUUGAGCGGAGACGGCGUGAUAAGAUUAACAAUUGGAUUGUAAAGUUGAGCAAGAUCAUCCCUGACUGUACAGCCGAAAGUGCCAAAACUGGCCAGGUGGGUGAUGCAAGGAGUAAGGGUGGGAUCCUUGCGAAGGCAUGUGAAUACAUUGUGGAACUACGUUCAUCGAAUCAGCGCCUGGCUGAAUGUCUGAAAGACAACGAACGACUAACAAUGGACAUAGAGAUGAUUCGACAGCAGAACGAGGAGUUGAAAAGGGACAACUCACUUCUUCGUGCACAGUUGUCACAGCAUGGCAUCAUCCCCCCACCUGAUCUUAGCAACCCGACAGUGUCCUAGUACAAAAUCUCCAAGGUUACCAGAUGGAUUUCAUGGUGUGACUUUUCUUGAAAGAAAUCAAGGGUGUGAUUGAAUUAACAUGUAACCACUUGUUUAAUGCAGAAGUUGGUAACAGUGGAGCACCCUCCAGUCCUCAGUGGCCUUGGUGCAGUGAGGAGAAAUAUACCGGGAAUUCUUUGGAUUGUUCGAGACUUGCGUUCUAUAGGAUGAUGUUUCACUUGGCCUUAUUGUUUGAAUGUACGGAGGACAUUGAUACAAAGAGGUUGUGCAUGAAGGAAUUGUACAGUGAAUUCCUCAGUGAAGGUUUCUUCGGGGUCCAAUUUAAACAUGAAGUCAAGGAUAGUCCAAAUGGGGUAAACUUAAAACACUGAGAUUAUUAACAUGAGACCAUUUAAAUUGAACAUAAAUGAAUCUCAUGAGUGAUUUUCCUUUAUGCUGACUUUUAUUUUGCAAGAGACUGGGAUCUUGAGAACUUUCUAAUGUAAUAUUCGGUGUAGGAUUGCCAACAGAUAGAAAUGUUCAUGUCAUUAUUGGACAUGUAUUAUCAAGUUCCAUCUGUAUUAUUAAUCAGAGCUUUUUAAAUUGUUCUGGUACAUAAUUAAAUUAAUAGUAAACAUUUAACAGAAGGGGUCAGAAGUCGUGCACUGCAGGAGAUUUUACCAUGGGACUACAUUAAUAUUUCUUUCCAAGUAAGUUAUGGAUUUAAAAUUAACAAAAAAAGAGGUCGGAGUUAAUUUUGGUGUGUGGAGAGGUCCAGGCAUUUGAAAUUGAACAGUCACAAUGGAAUUUAGUGAACAGCAUGAAAGAGGCCACCUGUGGGCAUCCUUUGGAAGACGCGACUUUUGCAAGACACUGUGUGUUAAAUGUAUUGUAAUCGCAAAUUAUUGAAGCAGAUAUAAAUUUUAAGUGAGGUGCUUUUAUUUGCAACCUUUUAAAUUCUUUAAAUAAUAAUAGUCAUAACUGUCAUAUAUGGCUUUUUAUUUGUUUUGCGCAACUGUCGUGAUUAUUGUUACACUUCUCUCUACUUAAUAACCAACUGAAAUAUGUCCCCAAAUUUUCUGCAAUGAACAAAGUUCUGAUUCUUCAGUGGUUUUGAAGAAAUAGGAGCAGUUUUAUUUUACCAAGGAAUCUCACAAUGUAGCAGUGCUGGAUCCAUAUUGCAAUAUCAAAUAUUUCCCUUUGUAUGUUUUAUCACUUUGUCAGUAUCAGCUGAUAGCCGUAAUUCAGUCCACUAGUUCUUGCCUGUGGAAACAUGCAUUUGUGUUAAUUUCUGUUGUUUAUUUAUAUUACUACUGGAGCAGUAGAUUCAGCAUUAACACAUUUAAAAUUACUUGAUGUAAGAAGUGUACAAAUUAUGCUGAUGUGCCCAUUGUUGCCAACCUUCAAAGUGAUCUGCUGAACAAUUGGCCAACAUGAUGUUGGUAUGGGUUGGGUUGUAAACAAGACUAGGUUGUUGACAAACUAUGCAAUGAUUGCGAUAUAUAUAGAUAUAUAUAUAUAAAUAUAAAUAUAAAUGGUUUUUAAUAUUUAUUAUUACAAUAUUGAGAGAGAAGAAUUGAUACUGUUUAUAUAUUUGUUUGUUCUUCAUUGAGUUGGUUGUAUAGGGAGAACACCGUAGUGUAGGUGCAAGACACAAAGUUGCAUUUCAUAAUGUUUAUGGUAGUUGUGUGUGACCUGUGUGGAAGUUCUGUACAUUAACCUUUAUUGCCAGAGUAUAUAAAGGUAUAACUGUCUGCAAAUAUUUCUGUUCAAUUUGCAUUAGAAGACUUGUUUUGAAGGGGUAGGUGGACGGUGUUUGAGAUACAGAAGCUAGUAAAGGAAUUCUGGUGUGGGUCUGUGUCACUGCUUUCUUGUUAUAUGUGGUAAUUUGUAUAUUCAGCCACUAACAAUUAUGUUUUGUUCUGUGACGCAACAGGACCAUACUCUGCACCAAUCCACAGUUCACUGUGCUUGGGACUCUGUUAUAUGAAGCCAAGUGGUGAUGCAAUUUAAUUUAAAGUGCAGGAUUGUUGAAAAGGUAAAUUUAGAUGGUUCACUGUAGAGUGUAGCCCUGCACAAUGCAAGGGCUGAUAUGGCUCACUCUGUUAAUCUGAUUUAAUCACAGUUCGUUGUUUGUUUGCCAUGCAGUCAAUAGCAGUUGGUGUAGAAUGAUCACUUCUAUUACAGUGAAACCUCCAUUGAAGGUUUCUUAGGAGAGCAGCAGAUUUGAACAUUGAAGUGAGGGAAAUAAAAAAUGGAGGCAAUUUAACACUGAGUUUGCUGAUAUGGGAUCAUUGAAAUUGAAUGUUAAUAAUUAAUUCGCUUAGGGGGGGGGGGGGGGAGUCCAACUGGGUCCACUUGGCACU